AUGGGUGACGAAUUGGGAGAGUUAAAGAAUGUUUUGAUAGAGAAAUUGUUUGAGUGUUGUUCUUUGAGUAGUGAGUAUAAGAAGAGUGACAUUCUUGAGUUUUACGAAGAGUGUGCUGAUGACAAGAAUUAUAUAUCGGGAUUUAUCGAAGAAGUUGAUGCAAUUAAUAAGAAGAUAACAACCGAUAAAACACCAAAGAGAAACACACACUCAAAUACCAAGCCAGACAACCUACUCCCUAACACUGAAACUACCCUUCAAUUCCCUCAAAAAUCUUUACAAUCUUAUUCGUUUCAAAUUCCCAAACAAAAACAAAGCAUACCUCAAAUAGUGAAGCUCAACCCUAUAAUCACAACACAAGAAACAUCGAUGUUUAAAUCCCAGAAACCAAAUGAGUACUUUAAGAAGGUGCCGGAGAUACAUAUAUUACCAAAAACUCUUUUUAAAGACAGUGACACCUUCUUACCAAACCACUUCGCGAUGACCAAAAAGUCACUUCUCUAUACAUCGACGUGUUGUGCGAACUAUCCCCAAUUUGAAUUUCUAAGGCUCAAAAUAGGGAGCGAGUUUAAUUUAAAACAAUGCGAAGUGCAACUUGAUAUUGACUUAAUGUGUAGCAGUCAGUCAUUGUAUGACACCUUUUAUAAACACACGUGGAAAGUUAAUACGGUAAUUUUCAUAGUUGCAGAUAACGAAGAUUACAAGGAAGAUGCUUUUGGGUGUUUUGUUCGUGUAGGAUGUGUGUCAUGUACAUGGGUCAAAGACCCAAAUAUCAAAUUGUUUAGUUUCAUUGGCCGGGAGGUACAACUCUUUGGGUUAAAGUCGGGUGGAGACAAUAAGUCCUUGUAUCUCUGUGAUGAAACAAAUAAAGAAAUUCUUUUUGCUGUUGGACUUGGUGAGUUUAAUGACAUUUUAUUUCAUAAAGGAACAGACAAGAACAUAACACCAACGGUCUACUUAAAACCAUCGGCUUUUAAUUAUAUGGAAAAAAAAUUCUUUGAACCAAAAAUAGUAAGACCAAAACGCUUGAUUGUAGCGAAUUUCUUUUAA
This is a messenger RNA of Entamoeba invadens IP1, 1050 nucleotides long. RefSeq lists its product as hypothetical. The transcript has a single exon. Bases 1 to 1050 code for a protein of 349 amino acids. The record is from RefSeq and is a predicted model, not a curated record. Lineage: Eukaryota; Evosea; Mastigamoebida; Endamoebidae.